AUGAAAUUUGAUCAUAUUAUAGGAUUAAAAAAUAUUGAGAAUACUUGUUAUAUGAAUAGUUCAUUGCAAUGUUUAUUUAAUUGCUUAGAAUUAUCUAAAUUAUUAGUUAAUAGUAAAUUUAAUAAUAAUAAGUAUAAAAAUUUUGUUAAAGUUUAUAGAACUAAUUUGAUUAGAUUAAAUUUGGGUGGAGCUGUUAAUGUUAAGGGUAUCAAGGUUGAAUUUGAAAAAUUAUAUAAUUUAUUUAUAGGAUCUGAAUACCAAGAUGCUCAAGAAUUUAUUAGUUUAUUGCUUGAUAGUAUUCAUGAAGCUACUUGUGUUAAAAAUGAUGAAAUUAAUAUUCUUAGCAAAUCAAUUGUUAGCAAACUUUUUUAUGGAAAUAUUAAAAAAACUAUCAUUUGUAGUAAAUGUAAGAUUGAAAAGUCUUCUUUGGAUACUUUUAUGACUUUAUCUUUGCCAAUACCUGAAAAUACUAUAAAAAUUUUAAAAGCUUUCAAUUCAUUUGAAUAUCUUUCUAUUAAGGAGGGUACUAGAUUUGUUGAUAUUAAGAAAUACUUAAAUACGACUGAUGAUUUACUUAUUUGUGAGUACUUAAAUAACUACAUGAUUAAUAUUUAUAAGGCUAAUGUUUUUGAGGGUGGUUGUUCAAUUUUUAAAAAGAAAAAUAGUACAAUUGUAGCUUAUAAGUAUUCGCCCAAUAAAAAACAUUUACUGUUGAAAAUAUUUUACAAGAAAUACUAUUUGAUUUACACAAAAUCACAAUUUGAUGUUCUUAUUAACAUUGAUGAUAUUGAUCAUGAUCCUUAUAAAUUGUUACAUGAAAAUAGAGUUAUUAUUCUUAGUAGAGUUUAUAAAGAAUUAAAGAAUAUUUUGAUAAAUAUUACUUUAGCUGAAUUUUUAGAACUUUCCAAAUUGGAAGGUUCUAUUUCUGUUACUGAUCGUGACAUAUUAACGAUUAAUUUAAAAAUUAGUUCUUAUAUAUUUAAGAAUAUUCGCAAUGAAAACAAUCUUCAUUUAAAUGACUGUUUAAAUAACUUCUUAGCUACUGAAUCAAUUGAAUACACUUGUGAAAAUAGUUGUAAGUCAUUAGCAAAUGUUUCUUAUGAAUUAAUGAAGUUACCUAAAUAUUUAAUAAUAUUCUUUAAGAGAUUUGAUCAAUUUGGUCAUAAAAUAAGCACUCCUAUUGGGUUUGAUAAACAUGCAUGUAUUAAUAAUAUUGAUUACGAUCUCAUUGGUGUUAUCAGUCAUUUUGAAAUAGGUCUUUGGGGUGGUCAUUAUAUUGCUUAUAUAAAAAAGAAGGAGUGGUAUUGUUGUAAUGAUUUAGUUAUUAGCAAAGGUAAGAUUGAUAAAAACAAUGCAUAUGUCUUAUUUUAUGAAAGAAGAGAAUAA
Molecule: messenger RNA, 1386 nt
Organism: Hepatospora eriocheir
Lineage: Eukaryota; Fungi; Microsporidia; Hepatosporidae
Source: the annotation of a GenBank genome assembly